AUGUUCUCCAACGCCAAACUCUCUGUUAUCACUGCCUUUUUGGCUUACUCUUCUCUUGCAACUGCUGCCCCUCAGGGUAAAGACAUGACUACUGAGACUGGUCUUGUCACCAAGCUGCAACAAGCUGAAAGUGUCAUUGACCGCUACAACCUCCUCCCAGAGGACAAAGACUUUCACUUCAGCUUCAACGACACUCCAGCUCGUAACGCUAAUGGCAAGACUUUCCCUGCUCUUACUGGAGCUGGAAUCAGUCUGGCUUUUGCUGAACUCCCAGGCUGCUCCAUGAUCACGAUCCAUACCCACCCCCGAGCAGCAGAGCUCUUCGCUGUUAUAUCCGGCAACCUGUACACUGAAGCUGUACCCGAAAGCGGCGUCCUCGACAAGCAAGGCAAGCCCCGUGUCAUCAGGAACGAGCUGGGUGCCGGUGAAGCAACCAUCUUUUAUCAGGGAGCCAUGCACUACCAAAUCAACACCGACUGUGAUCCUGCUCUUGCGCUGGCUGCUUUCCCAUCUGAGGAUGCUGGCUUUGCUGGGGUCGCUGCUGGACUGUUCUCUGUCAAGAAUGAGGCUCUGGUCAACUCUUUUGGAGAGGUCAUCAAGGGUGAAGAUGUUGAUAAGCUUCGAGGUGGAAUCCCGCAGGUUGCCAGUAUCAAGGUCAGUGAGUGUCUUGCCAAGUGUGGUAAGCAGAAGCGUCAGGCUUAG
This is a messenger RNA of Fusarium pseudograminearum CS3096, 702 nucleotides long. RefSeq lists its product as uncharacterized. Gene Ontology annotation, cellular component: cell wall. Lineage: Eukaryota; Fungi; Ascomycota; Sordariomycetes; Hypocreales; Nectriaceae. Gene Ontology annotation, molecular function: manganese ion binding. The transcript has 3 exons. The coding region runs from base 1 to 702 and encodes 233 amino acids. The record is from RefSeq and is a predicted model, not a curated record.